UAGUAAUCAUUAUAUUGAAAAAUGAAGCAAGAAAAUAAAAGAAAGUGGAAAAUAAUAAUUUUUAUAUCAUGCUUAAAAGCACUAGCCAUCCUUACAUACACACUGCAGAAGAUAUUUCAGGACUCUUUCGAAUAUUCGUUGCUCAAAACUUGGAUUAUAAUUUUGUCAAUCUUCAUCCCACUCACAAUCUUAAUUACAUGCCAUACAUACUCACAAUGCAUUUUUAUGCUGACUAUUCCUCAAAUUGUCAGCAAGAGAGGAAGAAUGUUUUUGAUUGCAGCAGCAUUUUUAAUUGCAUUGUCAGGUCCGACGAGAAAUUUGAUUAGGAAUGGUGAAAUUUUGUCUGAAAGUUUGAGCUGCUCUCAAGAUCAAGUGAGAAUUGCACUCAAAAAUCUCGUUGAUGCUGCAAAAGAGCCUUACAAAAUGGUCAAAGACAUGGUGUCAAAGAUGCUUCCAGUCAUUGAAAGAAAUAUUGAAAGGAUUAAAGAGAAUCUUUUGGAAAUGAAGCAGAAUAUUGUAAAUGUCGUGAGAAGCAUUAAAAAGGCAUUUUCAUGGUUGGAAAACAUCGUUAAAGUCUGCAAUGAAGAAAAAGGUUCUCCGUUAGAAAAAUGUGAAGCUGCUCUUGAUGAAGCUUUCAAAAGUUGUCGAGAUAAAUUUGGACCAUUGAGCUUUCUCUGUGAAGCAACAAACGUCGGAAAAGGUUUCUGCUAUCUCCUCAAGCCUAUUGAAUAUUUUUGUGAAAUGAUUGACUUUAUAAGCGAUGAAGUUCUUGAAGCAAUUGAAAAAAAAAUGAAAGAUUUUAUAUCAAAAGUCGAAGAGAUGUUUUACGUGUCAAUCAACAUUGACCAUGACUUUGACUUCCAAACAAAUGCAUCGAAAUCGAUUGAAAAAAUUCAUUCAGAAAUCAGUCAAGAGAUAAAAUCCAGAACAAGCCGUGCAUUGAAGUUCAUUGAUUAUAUCAAUUUUUUCCUCAGCUUUUACUUCAUCAUGAUUUAUUUCAAGGCAAUUCGAUUUCACAAUAGCUAUAUGACAAGUCUGCGCUUUAAAAAUAUUUUCAUAUCAAAGUCGUUUCUAAAAGUCGACAAAUAUCGAGGCGAAUUAGGCAUGGAUCAAGUUAUGCCAUUAACACACAAAGAGCGAAAGUAUUUAAUUCAAAUGACAUCAAUUAAGCUUGCACGACAUGAGUGGCGUCAUUUGCUCAAAUCUAGUGUCUUCUUGUUGUUCUCAACAUUGCAUUUGUGUGGCAUUGUAAUGGCUGAUUAUUCACUUUUUUGGAUUAUGACAAUGAUUCGCUUUUACGGAAGUCGAGGCAGUGUGGCAUCAAAAAAUGUUGAACGUGAUGUUGAUUUAUUAACAGUCAAUGUAUCUGGUCAUGGCAUUAUGGCAGAUUUUUGUAAAGAACUUGUAAAUGUGAUGGAACCUUUAACACAGACAAGUGAUGUCGAUUUUGUGACUUGCCUCCCACAUGCUGAAACUCCGAAUUUUAAGAAAUAUGAAUCUAUAGCUAUGCUGAUUGUUAGUUCAUGGAUAAUUUUAUUUUUUGAGCCAUACGCAUUAAGGCUUAGGAAUAGCAUUAUGGAGCAUUAUUAUCCACAAAGAUCUGAACAUCGAGUGAAUUGGUUAUAUCAUGAGAUUUUAAGAAAGCGAACUGGAUUUACGAAAUUUGCAAGAAAACAGAUGAAAGAAAAGCUUUUUAGGGAAAGUCCAGCCACAUGCAUGCAAGUUUUGAGAUCUAAAUUUAGUCGAUUUUGGAUAUUUCGUAAAAUUUUUGGUUACAACGAAAAUAUCUCGUGCCUGGUGUGCAGUAAAAUGAUGAGGCACAAUGAUGAUCUCAUAAGAUGCGAUACUGAUGGAUGUGUUGGUGCUUAUUGUUUUGAAUGUUUUGAUGAUUUGAGAGACACAUGUCCGUUAUGUAGAAAUUUGCUUGGAUAUAGCGAUGCAAGUGAUAUUGAUGAGGAAGUUGGAUCUUCAGAAGAAGAACCUGAAAUCGACGAAAGCUUACCGACAACGAAGCUUCUGAAACAAUAACUCCUGAAAAAUACAAAAGUCAUCAAAUUUUCAUCAUAAAAUUACAUUUUAUUGUCACUUGGCUGAGAUUGUCAAAAUAAAAUUAAAUUGUAAUUAUAUUAAUCCACAUGACCCAUUUAGUAAUAAUUUAAUAGGCGCUUAAAAAAGACACAAAUACUAGAUAUGAAAUGUUUGAAAUAUUUGGAGAUUACGUAGUUCUAUAAAGGCAAGUAUGUAUUUAACAUUGUUUAAAAAUAAUUGAAAUUUGAUACUAGCUGCAAGAUUAUAAUUUUUUUAAUAAUUCGAGAGGCUAAAGCAGCACUACAAAUUUAUAUUUUUUUAAAGGCCGGUAAAUAAAACUUGCCUUUGUUAAAUACUUUUUGGAAUGAUGGAAUCAUCACAUUUGUUCGAAGUUCCCUGGUAGAGAGUCUACGGUAAAAUUUUUAAAGUCCGUAUAAUAUUCAAAUCCUAAAAGUCGGUUAAAAAUUGAAAUUUUAAAAGUCGGUCAAAAAUUCAAAUUUUCAAAAGUCGGUUAAAAAUUUCAUAUUCCAAAAGUCGGUUGAAAAUUGAAAUUCUAUAAGUCGGUCAAAAAUUCAAAUUCUAAAAGUCGGUUAAAAAUUUCAAAUUCCAAAAGUCGGUUAAAAAUUGAAAUUUUAAAAGUCGGUCAAAAAUUCAAAUUUCAAAAGUCGGUUGAAAAUUGAAAUUUUAAAAGUCGGUCAAAAAUUCAAAUUCCAAAAUCGGUUAAAAUUUUCAAAUUCCAAAAGUCGGUUAAAAAUUCAAAUCCUAAAAGUCGGUUAAAAAUUCAAAUCUUAAAAGUCAGUUAAAAACUCAGAACAGCAAUACUUAUCAUUAAGUACAUUAAAUGAGUAAACCAAAUAAUAUCGAUAUGCGUUUAGAAAAUUUGAGAUUACAAAUAUCACAGUUUUUCACUUAAAAAUUGUCACACAAUACACUAAUUAUAUGCAAUCCACAGACAAAGUCGAUCCAUUCUUCCUCUCAUUUAGAACUUUCGUGAGUACAUGCAUAAUAUUUUGUGGGAAGUGAUCAAGCAUCAUUCGGGGCAUGACUAGUAGAAAAAGUACCGCAUUACGUAAAGGUUAUUAAGUAAAUAAUUAUGCAGUCAUAAAAUCUCACCUUUAAGCUCCAUAAAAUCUUCAGGUUGUGCCCAUCUCAUUUCAUACACAGUCGGAGAUGUUUUCUUCUCAAUUUCUGACUUUUUCUUCUUUAAAAUGUGCAAAAUUUUUCCACUAAUAAAAAGUUUCGGUCGUGUUUUAUCCGAUGAACUUCCAUAAAGCUG
This is a messenger RNA of Chironomus riparius, 3304 nucleotides long. Lineage: Eukaryota; Metazoa; Arthropoda; Insecta; Diptera; Chironomidae. The record is from the annotation of a GenBank genome assembly.